Molecule: messenger RNA, 843 nt
Organism: Candidozyma duobushaemuli
Lineage: Eukaryota; Fungi; Ascomycota; Pichiomycetes; Serinales; Metschnikowiaceae
Gene: IDI1
Product: isopentenyl-diphosphate delta-isomerase
Exons: 1
Coding region: 1-843 (280 amino acids)
Biological process (GO): isoprenoid biosynthetic process; isopentenyl diphosphate biosynthetic process
Cellular component (GO): cytoplasm
Molecular function (GO): isopentenyl-diphosphate delta-isomerase activity
Source: RefSeq, a predicted model, not a curated record
AUGUCUUACGACGACUUGGUGAAAUCUUUAGAUAAGCUGGCUAUUUUGCAAAAAUGGCUGGAGGUAACGCCCUUAAAUAGAAUAUCAGGAAUUCCUACCUCUUCAGGAGGACUGUCGACUUCAGAGGAUGUAUUCGACGGGCACGACGAGGAGCAGGUCAGGCUAAUGGAGGAACUAUGUAUUGUUCUUGACUACAACGAUAAACCAGUUGGAGCUGGAACAAAAAAGUUGUGUCAUUUGAUGGAGAACAUUGAUGCAGGCUUAUUACACAGAGCCUUCUCCGUUUUCCUUUUUAACGAGAAGAAUGAGCUUCUCUUGCAACAACGAGCAGACGAGAAGAUCACUUUCCCGAAUAUGUGGACAAAUACCUGUUGCUCACAUCCACUUUGCGUUCCCUCGGAACUCGGGAUACUGCUGCAGAGUGGGAGUGGAAACAAAGAUGACUUGAACACGGCCAUUGCUGGCGCCAAAAUUGCAGCACAAAGAAAACUUUUCCAUGAACUUGGUAUACCAGCACAAGAAUGCCCAAUCUCAAAUUUUGAGUAUUUGACAAGAAUACACUACAAAUCUGCGAGUGGUGUCGGCUCCAAAUGGGGUGAACACGAGAUCGAUUAUAUCUUUAUCAUGAAAUGCUCCUCCAAUGUAACAGUUGAUCCUAAUUAUAAUGAAGUGAAGGAUCACAAGUUUGUGAGUGCAUCUGCACUUCAGGAAAUGUUCAAAGACUCAAGUCUUGUUUUUACGCCGUGGUUCAGGUUAAUCUGCGAGACAUUCCUUUUCGGGUGGUGGGAGAAUCUUUCAAAUCUUUCAAAGUUCCAAGAUGACGAGAUUCACCGUUUAUUAUAG